AUGUUAUCAGAUGAUGAUGAAGAAAAAUCAACAUCAAUAUCGAGAACAAAAAGACUUAUUGAAUUUUUUGGUGAAGAUGUUAUUAAAGAUAAUGAUCUUUGUUGUCGUUUUGUUAUUGCUAAUGUUUCACAUCUACCUGGACAAAUAAAAUUUUCAAUAACAAUUAUAAAAAAAUCAUCAGCUAAACGUAAACAUGAUGAAUUAAAUGAAAAAACAUUAACACGUCAAUCGAGAAUUGUUCUUGGUCCAUCAUCAUUCUUUGGUCAAACGAAUAGUCAAUAUAUAAAAUGGCUUAAUUAUCAAAAACGUAAAUAG
Rotaria sp. Silwood1 is the source of this 315-nucleotide messenger RNA. NCBI's taxonomy places the organism in Eukaryota, Metazoa, Rotifera, Eurotatoria, Philodinida, Philodinidae. The record is from the annotation of a GenBank genome assembly.